CAAAGUUACUUAGACAAGUUCACCUCUAUGACUCGGACAGUUGGUUCGUUGUGACCAUCUCGCACCAUCCUCUUACAAACCAACCGUAGACAUGGCGGAUAAGGAAAAGAAGAAAAAGACUAAAAAGAAGGAGGAGGCGGCGCCAGCUCCUGCCCCUGAACCUGAACCAGCACCCCCAGCGGAGGAAAAGCCACCAACUCCUACUGGUACACCUAAGGAAUCUGGCUCGACCAGAGCCAGCAGUCGUGGCAGCCGCAAAGCAAAACGCACUGGAUCCAGUGUGUUUUCUAUGUUCACACAGAAACAGGUUGCCGAAUUCAAGGAGGCAUUCCAACUUAUGGAUGCAGACAAGGAUGGUGUAAUCGGAAAGAACGACCUGCGCGCGACUUUCGAUUCCGUUGGUCGUCUUGUCACUGACAAAGAAUUAGAUGACAUGCUAAACGAAGUACCUGUGCCGAUCAAUUUCACACAAUUGCUGAAUCUGUUCGCAACUCGCAUGUCAGGAUCAGGCACUGAUGACGAUGAAACCGUUAUUGCUGCCUUUAGCACCUUCGAUGUGGACGGUAAAAUUGAUGGUGAAAGAUUGAGGCACGCUUUAAUGACGUACGGUGACAAAUUUACUGCGAAAGAAGUCGACGAUGCAUACGACAAUAUGUACAUUGACGACAAAGGUUUCAUCGACACACAAAGCCUUAUCGCGAUGCUGACUGGUACGGGCGACGAGGAUGAGGAAUAACUUUAAGUGAUGUUCAACCAGAAGAAAUUUCUGUUAAACCUCUGUUCAUUGAAAACAAAGUCUCGUAUUAGUGUCAGGCUCGUUUGGUUUGCUUCCAAAGGACGAAAAAACGGCGAUAAAGCAAUCAUAAUCAUUCCCUAUUGUUUGUUCUUCACUGGUUAAAGUCUUUUUUCUGAGGGAACUGUUUUCAAUAAUAAAAGUACGUUAAUAAUCGCCAAGUAAAUACAAAAUAUUCUCUUGGAUGUAAAAACAGCGCAUCUGACGAUAAACGAGGCUUCAAAUCUCUAUAUUAUUGUUCAUAUAAUAAAAGUACUUUAAAACUUACAAUAA
This is a messenger RNA of Hylaeus anthracinus, 1066 nucleotides long. RefSeq names its product myosin regulatory light chain 2 (gene Mlc2). Gene Ontology annotation, cellular component: myosin II complex; cytoplasm. Gene Ontology annotation, biological process: post-embryonic development; locomotion. The record is from RefSeq and is a predicted model, not a curated record. Bases 92 to 736 code for a protein of 214 amino acids. Gene Ontology annotation, molecular function: calcium ion binding; myosin heavy chain binding. The transcript has 5 exons. Lineage: Eukaryota; Metazoa; Arthropoda; Insecta; Hymenoptera; Colletidae.